Messenger RNA from Eimeria acervulina, 708 nucleotides. Its product is annotated as endonuclease/exonuclease/phosphatase domain-containing protein, putative. The record is from RefSeq and is a predicted model, not a curated record. NCBI's taxonomy places the organism in Eukaryota, Apicomplexa, Conoidasida, Eucoccidiorida, Eimeriidae. Bases 1 to 708 code for a protein of 235 amino acids. The transcript is spliced from 2 exons.
AUGGAUAUAAUAGCACAACACUACGGCGAAGAACUUUCAGAUCACUGGCCGCUCUCUGCACGAAUUUGUAUUGGGGCCCCCCGAGUGCAGCAGCAGCAGCUGCCUCGCCCGCGGAAGCAGCAGCUGCUGCGGGGCCUUUCUUUAUGUGUAGAUGCCUCUUAUAAAGGUUCUUCUUCUAAUCAGAAGAAGAAUCAGCUAACUAAGAAAGUUAUUGAAGCAGAGAAACAGCUCGCAGCUAACCAACUUGCAGGCUGGAGACAGAGUAGGGCUCCUUCUAUACUUGAGCAGACACCGGAAGUUAAAAGGCUGCAGCAACAAAGAGAACAAUACAAAAGAGCUGCAGCAGCAGCAGCAGCAGAAGCAGCAAAAGCUGCAGCAGCAGAAGCUGCUGCAACAGCAGCAGCAGCUGCUGCAGAAAAAGAAGCUGCAGCAGAGGCGGAGAGAAAGGCCCUGUGGGAACAGCAGAAGCAACGGGAACCGCAGCAGCAGCAGCAGCAGCUGGAGCAGCAAAUGCAGCAAAUGAGUAUUACUCAGGAAGACAGCGGUGUAGGGGUAGACGACCAGCAGCAGACAGCAGGGCAGCAAGAUGCUGCAGCAGCUUCGGCGUCUCAUGCUGCAGGGGAAGACAAGGCGAAGAAGAGUGUCCCCUUGGCAGCUCAGAGGGCCCGCGAAGCGAUGAAGGCCAGGCGAAAGCCUUUAAGGAUGUAA